This is a messenger RNA of Condylura cristata (star-nosed mole), 2455 nucleotides long. It is a transcript of the gene TMC5, whose product is annotated as transmembrane channel-like 5. Gene Ontology annotation, molecular function: mechanosensitive monoatomic ion channel activity. Lineage: Eukaryota; Metazoa; Chordata; Mammalia; Eulipotyphla; Talpidae. Gene Ontology annotation, cellular component: plasma membrane. The record is from RefSeq and is a predicted model, not a curated record.
AUGCUGUCUGAUGACAGAAGACAUGACAUCAUCGUGGAGGUUGAAGAUGUUCCAUCCGGGGACCAAAGCCAUUCCUCCUCGAGUCAGAUUGUUCUAGAAAAGACUCUGGUAAAACCAAGCUUCAGCAUGGCCUCAUUCAUUUCUGAUAUCGACGGGCCAGACUCUCUGAUUUUCAGCAGCCAGAGUGACAAAAAAGGCAAGCAACUGUUAGAAUUUGCAGCGUCUUUGACUGGACUGUUCUCUCACCCCUUCAUAGUCCAGAAGUGGGGCGUGGGCAUGCCUAGUGCUUCGCCUGAAAACAUUCAAGGACAAAAGUUAAUUGCAUCUCUGGCACCCAUGAACUCUAGAGACAGAAUUAAAACCAUCAGGAAUCAGCCAAAGACCAUGGAGGAAAAAAGGACGCUUAGGAAAAUGGUUGAGAAUGAGAAGAGCAGGCAGUCCCGUCCCAUCCUUCAGCUCGGCUGCUGCGCACAGUGUCUGAGCUCCAUCUCACUGGGGUACCGGCGAUCCAAGAACUCCCUGUCAGAAGUGCUCAGUUCCUUCACCCUGUGGCAGAAGACACUCAAAGUCAUCGGGGGCAAGUUUGGAACCAGUGUGCUCUCCUAUUUCAACUUUCUGAGGUGGCUUUUGAAGUUCAACAUUUUCUCAUUCAUUGUGACCUUCAGCUUCAUCAUAAUCCCGCAGUUUACCCAGGCUGAAAAGAACACCCUCCAAUUCACUGGAUUGGAAUUUUUCACUGGGGCGGGCUACUUUCAGGACACAGUGAUGUACUAUGGCUAUUAUAGCAACGCUACGAUCGGACAAGGCAGCGGGAGUGCCACAUACGACAUGCAGCUGGCCUACAUCUUCACCAUGGGCCUAUGCAUGGUCAUCUGCUUUUUCAGUUUGCUUUUCAGCAUGGCUAGGUAUUUCCGGAACAACUUCAUUAACCCCCACAUUUACUCCAGAGGAAUUGCUAAGCUUGUUUUUUGCUGGGACUUCACUGUUACUCAUGAAAAAGCUGUAAAGCUGAAACAGAAGAAUCUUAGCACUGAGAUAAGGGAGAACCUGUCAGAAAUCCGCCAGGAGAAUGUCAAGCUAACGCUCAAGCACAAGCUGAUCCGCUUGUCUGCCCACUUGGCAGCCUGGGUCAUCUCUACCGGAGUGGCCGUGGCCUGCUGUGCCGCUGUUUAUUACCUGGCUGAGAACAACUUAGAGUUCCUGAAGAACCACAGUGACCCUGGGGCGGUGCUGUUACUGCCCUUCAUGGUGUCCUGCAUCAACCUGGCCGUGCCCUCCUUCUACUCCAUGUUCAGGCUGGUGGAGCGCUACGAGAUGCCGAGGCAUGAAGUCUACAGCCUUCUGAUCCGAAACAUCUUCCUGAAAAUGUCAAUCAUUGGAAUUCUUUGUUACUAUUGGCUCAAUGUUGUGGCCCUAGCUGGAGAUGAGUGUUGGGAGACGCUCAUUGGCCAGGAAAUCUACCGGCUCCUUCUGAUGGAUUUCAUGUUCUCUUUGGCCGACUCCUUGCUGGGGGAGUUCCUGCGGAGAAUCAUUGGAACGCGAUUUAUCAAGAGUCUUGGCUCACAGGAGUUUGACAUUGCUGGGAAUGUUCUAGAACUGAUCUACGUACAAACUCUGGUGUGGAUUGGAACCUUCUUCUGUCCCCUGCUGCCCUUUAUCCAAAUUAUCACUCUCUUCAUCAUGUUUUACGUCAAAAACAUCAGCCUGAUGAUGAACUUCCAGCCUCCCAGCAAGGCCUGGCGAGCCUCCCAGAUGAUGACGCUCUUCAUCUUCUUGCUCUUCUUCCCAUCCUUCACUGGGGUCUUGUGCUCCCUGGCCUUCACCAUCUGGAGCCUGCACCCCUCCGCCCACUGCGGCCCGUUCCAGGGUCUGCCCUACAUCAUCCACUCCAUCUACGGCUGGAUCGACACCCUGAGUAAGAGGCCCAGCUACCUGUGGGUGGUUUGGAUCUACCGGAACCUCAUCGGGAGCGUGCACUUCUUUUUCAUCCUCACCCUCAUUGUGCUAAUGAUCACCUAUCUCUACUGGCAGAUCACAGAGGGAAGGAAGAUCAUGAUCAGACUGCUCCAUGAACAGAUCAUCAAUGAGGGCAAAGAUAAAAUGUUCCUGAUAGAAAAGUUGGCCAAACUGCAGGAGGCGGAGAAGAGAGCAAGCCCUGCCAGCACUGCUGUGCCGGGAAGAAGACACGUGCAGCACGAGGACCCAAUAGUCCAUAUGGAGGAACAGGACGCUGCUCAUGAACUUCGACUACGGCAAUGGGCUCAAGAAGGUCAUCCAAUGAUGUGAUGAUUACUGUGCAGGCCAGUCACCAAUCAAGGGACAGAAGCCAGAGAUGGAACCACUUCCAGGACACCUGGGCCGUUCGGAGCUUCUUAGAAGGGAAAUUCAAGCCACCUGCCAGGAGUGGGCUCCCCCACAGUGUGAAUACUGAAGUGGAUCAGGCAUUCCCUGCUGA